UAACUCCUGCAAGCAAUGGAAAAAGGCUAAAUGAGAAUUUCUUCAAAACAGCAUAAAAAUUAGUUAUUGCAAAUUCCUGAAAAUAUCCCGCUACAGCUUAUCAACCGGUGUGUGCCGAAUAAGGUAAGAUAUACAAAUUGGCAAAAGAGCGCCAUUUUUUUUACAUUGAAUUUCCUGCCAUAUAAGCAUGCAAAAUCAGAUUUCAUGAGAAUCUCUCAAUCCAGUAAAUUAUCAAUUACAACGUUUGAAAAAGAUAGCACCGGUUGGUUUUCUAAGCCAAAUCACAAAAAGAGAGGGAAAAUAUGCAGACACAAAAAUUGGCUAUAAAAUGACCCGUUCACACCCAACUUCAAUGUGUCAUUUCUUACUCUUAAAUCACAAACACACACAAACAUCCUUUGCUUUUCUUUGUUAUCUUUGUUUGUGCUUCAGCCAUGUCGAGCGCAAAGAAAGGCCGAGGUCGCCAAAAGAUCGAAAUGAAAAAGAUGAGCAACGAGAGCCACCUGCAAGUGACUUUCUCAAAGCGUCGUAGCGGGCUCUUCAAGAAAGCCAGUGAGCUUUGCACCCUUUGUGGUGCAGAUGCUGCUCUCGUUGUAUUCUCAACUAGUGGAAAGGUAUUUUCCUUUGGUCAUCCUAAUCUUGAUACGGUCAUAGACCGCUAUCUUUCUCUCGUCCCACCCCAAAACAACGACACCGUGCAAUUCAUUGAGGCUCACCGCAACGCCAACGUGCGUGAACUCAAUGCUCAGCUGACUCAAAUCAACAGCACACUGGAGGCUGAGAAGAAGAUUGGUGAUGAGCUGAGCAAUUUGCACAAGGAAACCCAGGCUAAGUUUUGGUGGGCUUGUCCGGCUGAUGGUAUGAAUAGGGAUCAACUUGAAUUAUUCAAGAAGGCUUUGGAGGAGCUUAAGAAACUUGUAAUUCAGCAUGCUACUAUUCAAACUCUUCCAUUUUUUGUUGGCAACGCUUCAUCCUCGAACAUUUAUCUCCAUCAUCAGCCAAUUCCUCAACAAGCUCAAAUGUUUCCACCACAAAUUUUUCAAAACCCUAUGUUGCAAUUGCAGCCUCAUUUGUUUGAUGGAUUGAUGAUGCCUCACCAUGGCUUCAAUAAUAUGGUGUAAUAAUAUG
Medicago truncatula (barrel medic) is the source of this 1128-nucleotide messenger RNA. Its product is annotated as agamous-like MADS-box protein AGL62. The transcript has a single exon. NCBI's taxonomy places the organism in Eukaryota, Viridiplantae, Streptophyta, Magnoliopsida, Fabales, Fabaceae. Gene Ontology annotation, molecular function: RNA polymerase II cis-regulatory region sequence-specific DNA binding; protein dimerization activity; DNA-binding transcription factor activity, RNA polymerase II-specific. The record is from RefSeq and is a predicted model, not a curated record. The coding region runs from base 435 to 1121 and encodes 228 amino acids. Gene Ontology annotation, biological process: positive regulation of transcription by RNA polymerase II.